Molecule: messenger RNA, 6423 nt
Organism: Cylas formicarius (sweet potato weevil)
Lineage: Eukaryota; Metazoa; Arthropoda; Insecta; Coleoptera; Brentidae
Product: potassium voltage-gated channel protein Shaw-like
Exons: 11
Coding region: 2219-3871 (550 amino acids)
Biological process (GO): potassium ion transmembrane transport; protein homooligomerization
Cellular component (GO): neuronal cell body membrane; axon; voltage-gated potassium channel complex
Molecular function (GO): protein binding; delayed rectifier potassium channel activity
Source: RefSeq, a predicted model, not a curated record
UGUAACGCCGGUUCUCGACUCUUGAAUUUCGUUGCUGUAUCUGGCGAUAUACACAUCAUUCAUAAGGGGGUUGUUCUCUAGAGACGGACAAGUUCUGACUUUGAUCAACGGUAGUACAGUGGUGGGGCAGCAGAUUGAGGACAGCAUGUGACACGACGUCUGAUUAAACCACGUGCGAUAGCGAGAAAAAAAAAGUAAAAAAAGCAAAUGCCUAGGUCGAAAAAUAAUCGAUAUUUUGCCUUGUAUGUAUAUACUGGAAAUCAGGUCAAGUGAAACAGUGUCUGAGACUGUAUGGGAGAGUUAAUUAUAUUUUCGCAUUUCUGGAUAUGCGAUUCGGGCAUUAUUAAAUGCGAAAGAAAAUAAGAAGCAAGUUCUCCACAACUAGAGCUUUAAUGAGGGUGGUGAAGGACAUAGUCGGGGGCCUGGAAAGGGGAGAGCACUUAAUGAUUUCACAGUGCGACCUCUUAUGUGUUUCUCAUCAGAUUCUCUUGAGCAAGAUAGACAACAGUUUGUGAGCGUAAAGAACAAUAAGCCUGAUUUGACUUGCUUUAAAUUUGGAGUACCCCAGGGCUCCGUUCUGGGACCCCUACUUUUUAUUAUAUACAUAAAUGAUAUUUACCAGUACAUGAUGCCUGAUACUGAAAUUGUGCUGUUUGCUGACGACACAACGUUUAUGAAUUCAAACAGGAACAUCACUACCCUGAGUAAUAUUGAAACAUAUACUUCAUCUAAGGCCAAAGCAUGGUUUUCAGCAAACAAUCUACAACUUAAUGAAGCUAAAAUGAAAAAUUUAUUAGUGUCUAGUAGCAGUAGGUUGACAUGUGGGGAUGCAAGAUUCUGGGCGUUACCUUGGAUGACACUCUGAAUUCGUCAGAACACAUUGGCGAGCUAAGUAAAAAUCUUUCAAAUAUUCGUUUUCUUGAUGUAUUGAUGUAUUGAAGUCAACUUACUUUGGUUUAUUUCACUCGCGUAUAAACUAUGCCACCAUACUGUGGGGUAACUCCUCUUAUGCCAUUAAAAUAUUUAGGAUGCAAAAAAAAAAUUAUCGAACACUGUAAGCCAUUGUAUAUUAAACAUAAAAUAAUGACGGUUCCGUGUAUAUUUAUAUUUCAAAGUGUUCUUGAGAUACACUCCAAGACCGAUAGUUUGCCGAGGGGUUCUGAUUCUCAUAGGUAUGACACUCGGAGUGCAAAUAAACUCGUGCUUCCGAGAUAAAGGUUGCAGAAAUCAAAACAAAACUCUCCUUAUAUAAAGCUUUCUAAUGGAUUGCCAAAAUCUUUUAAAUGAACGAAAAACAUUUUAAAUAUAAAAUUAAAAGUUUUCUUUUAAGGGUUAUUAUAGCGUGCGUUGGUAAAUUUUUUGAAGAAAACAUCGGUAAUGACGUGUUGCGGGGAGUUGUGCACCCUGUACAAUAUCUAAAACUAACCAAAACUAUUCACGAUAAGGUUAUAUUUUGUUUGGAUAUGACGAGCUUCCCAGUUUGAAUAGGGCUUGUUGGGAGCCUACAGGCUAUCCCAAAUUUUGAACUAGUUAGUGAAUAUUUAGGAUAUUUAUUCUUUGAUAUUUACUUAGAUGACGGCCGAGGGCGGAGCGUGGUCAUUUCCAAUUGUACUUUGAGGUCCAAUGAGUGAUACAGAUUCAAAUCUGAACUCUCUACCAUAACCGAUAGUAAGCUCGAUCUAUAGACAACCGAGAACAGAUACACAAAAAGAUCGAUAUCUCCAGUUUAGCGGAAAAUCCAGAAAUAAAAUUUUAUCAGCAUAUACGUUUAAUGAAACAGAUACUACUUUAAAGAUUGCAGCAAUGUCAAAAGUAAUAAGAGACUAUUUUUCAAUUUUGUUUUUCAAUUUGUUAUAAACAUAAGAUUUUUUUAAAACUAGAGUUGAAGAAUGCGUUUUUCAUUCAUCUUUUAUGGAGGAUGUGGUUUGUUUAUUACGUUAGGACGUCAUUUUAGCAUGUUUUCGCCUGUUUUUUCAAUUUAUUUGCUAUAUUAUCUUUAAGCGGAAUUCUUCAGGUAAUUCUGUGAAAUCAGUUCAUGAAUAAUCAGAAAUCGGUAAAUAUUCGGAAAGCUAUGAGACAUCCUGUUGUUUACCUGAAUUUAUCAAAACGACUUUAUACCCGCUUUAUUGCUACGGAAAAUAUGGACCAAACAUAUCGUUCCAAAUGGAUUAUCUCGGUCGACCUACGCUCGUCUGCUUACACCGUAUUAUAAUUCGAAAUGAAUCUCAUAAACAUGGACGCGGAAAACCGCGUGGUAUUGAACGUGGGCGGUAUCAGGCACGAAACGUACAAAGCCACCCUGAAGAAGAUCCCGGCAACGAGGUUGUCCCGUCUCACCGAGGCCUUAGCGAACUACGACCCGAUCCUCAACGAGUAUUUUUUUGAUAGACACCCGGGCGUAUUUGCGCAAGUUCUUAAUUAUUACAGGACAGGAAAACUGCAUUAUCCUUCAGAUGUGUGCGGACCUCUAUUUGAAGAGGAACUUGAAUUUUGGGGCCUUGACGCGAACCAGGUGGAACCUUGUUGCUGGAUGACGUAUACGCAGCACAGGGAUACCCAGGAAACAUUAGCUGUAUUAGAUAGGUUAGAUUUAGAUACGGAUAAACCAAGCGACGAAGAAAUAGCUAGAAAGUUCGGAUUCGAAGAUGAUUAUUUUAAAGGAACACUGUCGUGGUGGCAGCUCAUGAAACCAAAGCUGUGGUCACUGUUCGACGAACCGUAUUCGUCAACCGCCGCGAAAGUUAUAGGUGUACUAUCGGUUUUCUUCAUAUGCGUUUCUAUACUGUCAUUCUGUUUAAAAACGCAUCCGGACAUGAAAGUACCCGUCAUUAAAGGAAUUAUCGUCCGCACUGCAUCGAACGGCACUUCUUUCACACUGGACAAAGAAGAUACGGAUGCUCAUGUGGCCUUCUUCUACAUCGAAUGCAUCUGUAAUGCCUGGUUCACGUUCGAGAUUCUUAUUAGAUUCAUAGCGAGUCCGCACAAGUGUGACUUCAUCCGAUCUUCGGUCAACAUCAUCGAUUAUAUAGCAACGGCCAGUUUUUACAUCGACCUGAUGCUCCGCAAGUUCGCGUCGCAUCUCGAAAACGCAGAUAUUAUGGAGUUCUUCUCGAUAAUCCGUAUAAUGAGGCUGUUCAAACUCACUAGGCACUCGUCCGGACUGAAAAUCCUCAUUCAGACGUUCAGGGCGUCGGCAAAAGAACUCACCCUGCUCGUGUUUUUUUUGGUGCUCGGUAUAGUUAUCUUCGCGAGUUUGGUGUACUACGCGGAACGAAUUCAAACGAACCCGGACAACGAUUUCAAAAGUAUACCAUUGGGGUUGUGGUGGGCGCUGGUGACAAUGACCACGGUAGGGUACGGGGACAUGGUGCCGAAGACUUAUAUAGGGAUGUUCGUAGGUGCGCUGUGCGCACUGGCUGGUGUGUUGACGAUUGCGCUACCCGUUCCCGUAAUAGUGUCCAAUUUUGCCAUGUAUUAUAGUCACACUCAGGCCCGGGCGAAACUACCAAAGAAACGGCGACGGGUCUUGCCAGUUGAACCAACGCGAGGUCCCAGGAUACCAGGUCCUACAAAUCCGGGGGCUGCCUCGGGAGUACCGAUCACAGCUCCGGCGGCAGCCCAGAACCGAAGAACGAAUGCGAUCAAAACAAACCAUCCGAAGGACAGUUUGCUUGGCGGUCCAGUUCCAAAACUUGGAUUGAUAGGGGUGACUUCAUCCCUAAACCCAAACGGGGUUGGUCUCGAAUCAAAUCAAGCGUUUUUGAUGGCCAAGCCAAAAUUUGACAGCAGCCCGUCUCCGACUCAACCGACCCAAGUCAAACUGUCACCGGACUCGGGACAGUGCUACACUACGCUGAAGGCACCAAACUGAACAAAUUUCGAGACCAAUUGCUGGAUGUGUAAUUUAGGCUGUCUACACAAUAUCGGUCUUCGAUUGUUAAACUUGAAAAUGUUUACUAACAUACCUUUAUUUUAAAGGAUAUUUAAAAAUUACUCUCUUUUUUAAGUUAUUGCUCGAAAGGUGUAAAUUGCAAAAUUAGUCACGAAUUAUAAGGGAUGUAGUUUCAAGGAAACGUUGCUCUUCUCUGAUCAUACCAAAUCUCUCCUUGAGUUAUUGUUUCUAUCAUUGCUAUCUCAAUAUUAAUUAGAGUAGCACGAUAUUUGACAUCAGUCCGAACAAUUUUCUUAAAAAUUUCAGUGCAUUGAUAGUUCUAAAAACUUAGCAUCGACAUUUAUCAAUUUGAGUGAUUUUUUUUGAACUCUAAUCACAGGCGAUGUUUGAUAUAAACAAGUUCACAAAUACUCAUAUGAAUUUUUAAUAAUGUAUUGCACUCUUGUAUUCUUUUUGAUAUUCAUAUGUCUGCCUGCCUGAAGAAUUUAUCAACGUUUGUUGACAGUUAUAACUCUAUCAUCAAUAUAACGCAACUGGUAAUAUCCAACAUUUGUGGACCUUAAACUGAUUUGGUUGUUUAUUUGUACUUAACUGAGAGCUAUAUAAGUUCCAUUUUUCUUCGCUCGUUAUGGAAAAUUAUGUAAGAGCAAUAAAUACACCUAGGUUAAUCUUGUUCCAAUCUAUAAAUCUGCUGGAAUUUCCCCGUCACUUACAUGAAAGAAAUGUUGUUAUUUGUAGAAUAUAAUUUUGGUUUAAAAAUGAUUUAAAUCUUAUCAAAUGGAAACCAACCAAGAGUUCAUGACUAUUAAACCCGAUAACUCAAACACUUGGGACCAUAUACCUGUACGAAACACGAACUAAUUUCCUAGUUUAACAAUCUAUGACCUGUGAAUGCAAGCGGAUUAAACGAAUCGCCAUAUCUAAAGUGCUUCGCACAUUUUGCUGGAGCACUAACACUGACCAAGUUGACCAAAGAUGUUAAAAUCACAGGGUAGCUAUAAGUGCAAUCCGAGGUUGAAUCCAAAUGAAGAUAUAAAUAAAUAAGAUAUAAUUCAGAUUUUUCCAAGUUGCAACUGAGGAGUGAAGUGGUAAAUGUUUUAGUUCUUCGUAGAUCUGAAAUAGUUGUUAGAGCUUUCUGUACAGAAAAUUGUUAAGGUUUAACCGGUAAUAUAUUUUGUAUCGUUUUUGUUACGGCUGUUAUUACAGACAACUGUUAUGAAACCAGUUUGUUAACUCUGGUAUUUAGGUUAAGCUCAUCAGAAUGUAGACCCUAUGCAAAACGGAUCAGUAUCGAUAUUAUUAGAAUCAUGCAAAUCUAUUCGGAAGCGGCUUGUAUACAAAUUAUUGUAAAUACGCCCUUAGGCAAUCGGUGUUACAAACAUUUCGCUUAUCACUCAAAUGUAAAUAUAUUAUAAAAUAUUUAUAUUUAUUGUCGCUAAAUUUUCUUCCAUAAGUUUUGUAUUAUUAUCUUACGCAUACACUAGAGAAUAUUUGAAUCUGUUGAUUCAGCAAAUUUAUGAACCAACUUUUAUAAAAUAAAAAGUUAUUAGAAGUUUGAAUUAUUGUAAGUAAAAAGCAUUGAAUAAAAACGGAAAUGCUUCGCAAUAAUAAACCCACUUUCAAAUGUUAUUUAAAUUCAUUCAACAUUCAAAUCGCUCAACCUAAGAAAUUCAGUGUGUUUUUAAAGCAAUAAAGUUUAAUAAUUUUUCCAGUAUUUAUUCAUAUGUAAUAAUGUUUACACAUUUAUAUAUUUUUGGAAUAUUAACGGUCAAUGUUAAAGAGAAUACAGAUUUUUAAGAUUAUAUCGUAAUUUCAGAAUCAUGCAUAACAUAUCCAUUUUCAUAUUUCAAUUGUGACUAAAAUUAAAAUUGCAAUGGCAAUGACUUUUCAGUUUUCUACAGUAUCCAAUUUUGAAAUUUACGAGCAAAAAUGAAUCCCGACUAUAGUUUUUAAAGACUACCCAUUUUGAGGUUGCAAAAAUGUAGGUUGUCAAGUGUGGGACAUUUCGAAACAAAGUAAAAUUUAAAUGUAUUCAGCAUGGAUUUUUGGGAACAGUUUGUACGAUUGAGCGAUGUUAACUAAAGGUUUGAGUUAUGAGCAUAUAGGAAAUAAAAUUGCCUUUUAUAAGCAGGUUUGGACCAACGUCUUGUACUGUAUCGUUACCAAUGCCAUAAGCAUGUGAUAUUAUUUGAAAGUUUUCUAAAAACUAAGGACUCGUAAUUAGUGUUAGAAAAACUUCGAAUGCUUGACAGUCGAAAUAAAUUAAAGUUGCGAACGGAUUUUGCGAUUCUGUAUAUUUGAUAAGCGACAUAUCUUGGAAACAUAUUUAUUAAACUUAAAUAAUUGAUGAAUUCGAUUCGUUUUUAGUGCAAGCUUUAAAGUAAUCUUCUUAUGAUAGAGGAAAAUCCAGAUUGUGUAUUGUAAUUGUUUACGUAAAAUUUCCUCUUUAAUAUAAAAAUAAGUAAUAAGAUAUUUUUAUGUAUACCGUUCUCCUGUUGAUAUUAGAGUUUUCUUAAAGAUUACUGAAAUAC